CCACCCGGCAGAGCCGCUCCGGUGGGCAGGAAAAACCGUUUCGGAGGGCAGCUUGUCCGAGAUCGGUGUAAAUGAGGAGCUCGCCCGAAGCGAAGUCCGCUUCAUUGUCUCAUCCCGCCUCUCCAGGGGUUAACCCAGAUCGGGUGCGGGAGCCCUGCGUCUUGCAGGCUGCCGGAGUACAGUAUCCGCGCAGCACUCGGGGGCAGAUCCUUGAAUGCCCGCCCCCCCCCUUCUUAUUGUCCUCCUAAAAAAGCGAUCAGAGAAAUAUGCAAGUAAGGUUAUAGCCUGGCACAUCGCGGCGAUCCGAUGCUGCAUGAAGCGACACGUAAAGGAGUCAAAGUUAAGUGCGGUGCUACUGAUGGAUGUACAGUGUGUAUAUAUUUUAAAAAACAGCAUCAGCCAUUUACGAUGGAGAGGAUAAGUGAGGAGGCUCUGAGGCUGAACAUGUUGAAGCGAGGUCUGGAGGUGCCCGAGGAGCGAGAGGAGGUGCUGGCCAAGCGACUGAAGAUGGAGGGUCAUGAGGCCAUGGAGCGCCUGAAGAUGCUCGCCCUACUGAAACGCAAGGACCUGGCCGGCCUUGAGGGGGGGCCGGGGCACCUGGGCGAGCCUAAGGGGUCCACAGGCAGCGCCAUCCAGGGGUCCACUGGAACCAUUGGGUAUGAGGAGCGGCUCAACGGAAGUUUGCGUGGUGGAGUCGGCGGCCACGGCGGUCAUGGGGGCCAUGGGGGGCAUGGAGGCCUGGGGAAGAACGGGAAGGAGAACAUGGCGGAUGAGCCUGUGGACAUGAGCACCAGGAGAGGCAAUGUGGACAGGGAGCGCCGCACGCCGUCCCCGGAUGUGAUCAUCCUGUCGGAUAACGAGGCUUCCAGCCCACGGGCGACACCCAGCGCAGAGGACAGGAUCAGGGCGGCCAACCUGGAGAUGUUCAAGGGUAAGAGCGGCGAGGAGCGGCAGCAAAUGAUCAAGGCACUGAGGGAGGAGCUCCGCCUGGAAGAGGCGCGCCUGGUUCUGCUGAAGAAGCUCCGGCAGAGCCAGCUCCAGAAGGAGAACGUGGUGCAGAAGGUACCGGUGGUCCAGAACGCCAGCUCCUCUGUGCAGUCGUCCGCUGUGCACGGCUCCCAGGGCCUGGCCAAGCUCCCGGUGCGGUCCGGGCUGCACACGGCCGAACCCCAGAACCUCCGCACCGCGCAGGGUCACACGGUGAUCAGGUCUGCUGCCAAUGCCUCUCUGCCCCAGAUGAUGAUGUCACAGCGAGUCAUCGCCCCCAACCCCGCCCAGCUGCAGGGUCAGAGGGUGCCCUCAAAGCCCUCUGUGGUGCGACCCACAUCAGGGGGCAUCAGCAGUGCCAUUGGCUACCAGCAGGCCACCAGCCAGCAGGUGGCAGCCUCCCAGCGCUCCAGCUCGUCAGGCAUCUACAUGAACCUGGCUCACAUGCAGGCAGCCGGAGCAGGCGCUGUGGCAGGUGUGGGCAGCGUGGGAGCUGUCAGCCCGUCCACCCUGCCCAGCCCCGGCGUGGGCGCCCUCGGCGACCCCGGCAGCAGCCAGGCAGCCGCUAAGCUGGCCCUCCGCAAGCAGCUGGAGAAGACCCUGCUGGAGAUCCCGCCCCCCAAGCCGCCGGCCCCGCUGCUGCACUUCCUGCCGUCUGCCGCCAACAGCGAGUUCAUCUACAUGGUGGGCCUGGAGGAGGUGGUGCAGAGCGUCAUCGACAGCCAGGGUGGUAAGCUGCGCGGCUCCCUGUCCCCCACGGAGCCCUUCUUCUGCGCCCAAUGCCGGACCGACUUUACCCCCCACUGGAAGCAGGAGAAGAGUGGCCGCAUCCUGUGUGAGCAGUGCAUGACGUCCAAUCAGAAGAAGGCGCUGAAGGCGGAGCACACCAACCGACUGAAGAAUGCCUUCGUCAAGGCGCUGCAGCAGGAGCAGGAGAUCGAGCAGCGGCUCCAGCAGCAGGCCUGCCUAUCCCCCAGCUCUGGACAGACCGUACCCAGCAUCAGCAAGGCGGAGUCCAUGAUCCGGCACCAUGCGCUCCGGCAGGCCCCGCAGCCCCAGGCCUCCCUCCAGAGGGGGCUCUCCAGCUCUGCACGCGGUGUGCUCUCCAACUUUGCUCAGGCCUCCCAGCUCUCUGUGGCCAGCGACCUCCUGGGUAUGGCGGGCAAGCAGUGCGGGGGCGGCGGCGGGGGGCGGGCGUCCCAUGAGAGCCGCCGUCAUCUCUACAACAUCCCUGGGCUGAACAUCGCCUACCUGAACCCAGGGGGGGUUGUGGGCCACAAGGCGUCCAGCCUGGCUGACCGACAGAGGGAGUACCUGCUGGACAUGAUCCCCCCGCGCUCCAUAUCGCAGUCCAUCACCGGACAGAAAUGAGCCGCUCCCUACACCCUUGGCCCCGCCCCUCCUGGC
Messenger RNA from Paramormyrops kingsleyae, 2394 nucleotides. It is a transcript of the gene gatad2b, whose product is annotated as GATA zinc finger domain containing 2B. Gene Ontology annotation, molecular function: sequence-specific DNA binding. Gene Ontology annotation, cellular component: NuRD complex. The record is from RefSeq and is a predicted model, not a curated record. Lineage: Eukaryota; Metazoa; Chordata; Actinopteri; Osteoglossiformes; Mormyridae. Gene Ontology annotation, biological process: negative regulation of transcription by RNA polymerase II.